AUGAAGAAUCACGUUUCCAUCCUUGCCGGACUCGGCACUCUCGUCACCGCAGUGCUAUCCCAGGACCUGCCCCCGCUUACAUCGGAUGGCCUCCGUGCCCUCAUCACCGCCGAUGCGCUCAUGGCCAAGGCCAAAGUCCUAGAGGACCACGCCUACGCCACAGCCGCGCGGAACAGAUUCGUCGGCACGCCCGGGCUGGAGGCGUCGCUGCAGUGGGUCUACGACACACUGACGGCCCUCGACUACUACGACGUCAGCAAGCAGGAGUUCACCGUCAACAGGGGCGGGUCCGCCUCGUUCUCGGUCGCCGGCAAGACGUACGCCGCGGCCACGUUCGACGGAACCCCCGCCGGCGAGGCAAAGGGCAAGGUCGUGCCCGUCGCCAACCUCGGCUGCAACGCCACCGAUUUCCCGUCGCCCGUCUCGGGCGCCAUCGCGUUGGUGGCGAGGGGGACCUGCAGCUUUGCCGACAAGGCCCGAUUGGCCGGCGCGGCGGGCGCCAAGGCCGUGGUCAUCUACAACAACGUCGCCGAGGGCGCGGCGGCGGGCGGGCUCGGCAGCGGCACGUUUCCCCCGACCAUCGGCAUCAGCCAGGCCGAUGGGCGGGCCCUCGUCGCGGCGGGCGAGGCCCAAGAGGGCAGCGUGUCGGUCGUCAUCAACACGGUCGGCACGUACAAUAUCAUCGCGCAGACGCGCGGCGGCGACGCGGCCAACGUGCUGCAGCUCGGCGCGCACCUCGACAGCGUCGAGGCGUGUCCGGGCGUCAACGACGACGGGUCGGGCUCCAUCGGGGUCCUCGAGACGGCCAUCCAGCUGGCAAAGUUCCAGCCGCCCAAGAACACGGUCAGGUUCAGCUGGUGGUCCGCCGAGGAGGUCGGGCUGGUCGGGUCGACGCACUACGUCAAGUCGCUGGCGCAGGAAGACCUGAACAAGAUACGCCUGUAUCUCAACUUUGACAUGAUCGCCUCGGUCAACUGGCUGUACGCAAUCUACGCCUCCAACGGCACGGGCUUCGAGGGCAAGCCACCGCCACCUGGCGUCGUCGAGGCCGAGAAGAUGUUUCAGAACUACUUUGUCGACGUGGCGAAGCUGAACUACACAAGCUUUGAUCUCCGCAAGGCCAGCGACCACGGGCCUUUUAUCGACGCCAAGGUGCCAACAGGCGGGCUGUUUGCAGGGGGGUCGGAAGCCAAGACUGCGGAGCAGGUUGCUCUGUUUGGAGGGACUGUGGGUGCUCCCUCGGACCCGGAGAAUCACAAGGCUGGCGACAAUGCAACAAAUGUUCACCCCGAGCCGUUUGAGGCCAUGACCAAGGCAAUCGCCCACGCCGUCGCCCUCUAUGGAAACAGUUUUGACAGCCUGCCCCCGAGGUCGGCAAGUCUUGACAAGCAAACUCGGGAUCUGCAGUUUGGCGAAAUGAAGCUUCCGGAGCUUCUCUGCGGGUGCCAGCAACCAGUAUCUCUGGUAUAA
Molecule: messenger RNA, 1470 nt
Organism: Pyricularia pennisetigena
Lineage: Eukaryota; Fungi; Ascomycota; Sordariomycetes; Magnaporthales; Pyriculariaceae
Exons: 3
Coding region: 1-1470 (489 amino acids)
Biological process (GO): proteolysis
Molecular function (GO): metalloexopeptidase activity
Source: RefSeq, a predicted model, not a curated record